GGGGGGGCACUCGACCAAAAAAGUGGUAGGGGUGUGCCGCGGGCGAGGCAAAAAACGGGGGCCUUGGAGCGGGCUUAUUGUAAAAAGGAGGGUCCUCGGAACGGGCUUCGGAACUACAAAUGUUUGUGAAAACGGGGGUCCUCGGAACGGAUCUCCGUAUCUCUGUGAGUGCGUAUGCAUCCCUAUGGAACGGGCAAUCGUGCAUGACGCAGCUAGCGCGGCCUCCGCCGGGUGCGCUCGCGCUUAGGCGAUGGUCGAAAAGCGCUCUACGGCCGCUUUUCACCAAAAUUGUAGCAGAUCAAUGCGACCGGAACGGCGUAACGAAAAAUAUGCGAAGCUUUGGAGCUGAUUUCUUUCUUCUUUUUUCUCGAUAAGAAGGAAAUGCUAUGCCUUGGAGCGGCUUUCUUUGUUCUUUUUCUCAAUAAGACAAAAAUGCUAUGCCUUGGAACGGAAAUUUGAGUGUAAAAAUGGGGGUCCCCUCCGCGGCACAUACCCACUAUGCAUUAUAUACUGAGUGCCCCCCCCCCCCGGUAAAGAGGUCGACCAUAAAAACGUCUACCAUGUCCACACAAACAGAAACGGCGGAAAAGUCUGUACAGACAGAUGCGCAAGAAUUUACUUCUAAUCAUAGGCCUAAUGAAGCAGAAGAUUCUGGGCCUGUAAUUCCCGCAUCCACAGAAAAUGUUAGAGUCGACUUUUGGGCAUUCAUCACUUUUAUUGUAAUUAUCUGUGGUAUCUUAGAUGAUGGUCUAAGAGAGCAUUUGUUGAGGCUAGAUGAUCUCACAUUGGAUAAAACGUUGCAAGUUUGUCGGGUGGCUGAACAAACUCGAACGCAGGCCCAAGCGUUGAGUUCCAUCGGAGAAAAUGCCUCAAUUUCGGUUGAUUCUCUCAGCAAGAAUAAGAAAUCUCCUGGUAAAAAGUCAAACCAAACAAGACAAACAAAACCUGAAGAUCAUACUAACAAUAAAACAUGUACAAGAUGUGGUAAUAGACAUACCAAAGAAAAAUGUCCUGCACAAGGUAAUACAUGUAAAAAGUGCGGUAAGCAAAAUCAUUUUGCUAAGUGUUGUCGAACCCCAUUAGCAAAAGUAAAUGAAUCGCAACACUUAACAUGCUUAAAGGUAGAUUCAGACGGUUUCAUGAUUUUUUCAGUUGAUUCACAGGAACAUGAAUCAAGGGAAGAGUGGAAAGUCAAUUUGAGAGUCAAUAAUGAGCCAGUUGAGUUCAAGAUAGAUACUGGAGCUCAGGCUAAUAUUCUCCCAGAAACAAUCUAUCACAAAUUGAAACCGAAACCAAAACUACAAAAAGCCAAAGUGAAGUUAACAGGUUACUAUGAGACAAACAUUCCAGUAAAAGGUAGUUGUUAUGUCCAAAUGGAGUACAAAGGAAUAAAACACAGUGUUCAAUGUUUAAUCAUUCCUGUAAAUCGUCAACCAUUGCUAGGUCUCAGGACGAGUGAAGAGUUAUAUCUAGUAAAACGCGUCUAUCAUGUUGAUAAACAAACAGAGAUAAAAACAGGUAAAACUGUAGUGCAAGAUUAUGACAAUGUAUUUGUAGGAUUAGGAUGUCUUCCAGGCAAACACCACAUCACAUUGAAAGGCAAUGCACAACCAGUUCAACAUGCAUGUCGCAAAGUUCCAUUUCCACUUCAAAAGAAACUAAAAGAGGAGCUAGAUAAGAUGGAAAACAUGGAUGUAAUCAAACAGGUUGAUGAACCGACAGAUUGGGUAUCUUCUCUUGUUGUAGUCAAGAAAAAGAAUGGUCAACUCAGAGUCUGUCUAGAUCCACGUGAUCUAAAUCGAGCAAUCAAAAGAGAACACUAUAAAUUGCCUUCUAGAGCUGAAAUAACCUCUCAGUUUGCUGGAGCCAAGUAUUUCAGUAAAUUAGAUGCAUCAAGUUUUUGGCAAAUCCAACUUGAUGAAGAUAGUUCCAAGCUUUGUACAUUUAUCACUCCAUACGGAAGAUAUAGAUUCUUGAGACUACCUUUUGGUAUCUGUAGUGCUCCUGAAGUUUUUCACAAGAUAAUACAUAACUUGUUCGUAGAUGUACCUGGUGUCAAUACCAUGAUGGAUGACAUAGUGGUAUGGGGAAGCACACAAGAAGAGCAUGACGAUCGUCUGAGAAAAGUUAUAGACAUCGCACAAAAAUCAAACCUGAAACUCAAUCGAGACAAGUGUGAAUUCAAUGUGAACCAGAUGACUUUCAUUGGUGACUUGAUCAGCCAAGAUGGAGUCAGACCAGAUCCUAAAAAAGUGGCUGCCAUCAGAAACAUGACAAGACCAACAUGUAAGCAGGACAUACAAAGGUUCUUGGGGAUGAUAAACUACCAAGCAAAAUUCAUUCCAAACCUAUCAACAAGGUCAGCACCUCUACGCAUAUUGCUUGACAAGAAAGUAGAGUGGAUGUGGGAAAAUGAACAAGAAAAAGCGUGAUGCGAGCUGAAAGAAGCUCUAAUGAGUCAACCAGUGCUUCAUUUCUAUGAUUGCACAAAACCCACAAAGAUAUCAGCUGACGCUUCAAAAAAUGGACUAGGAGCAGUUCUCCUACAGCAACAUGAGCAAAAUUGGCAUCCCGUAGCUUACGCAUCAAGAGCUAUGACUGAUGCAGAAACACGUUAUGCUCAGAUAGAAAAAGAACUCUUAGCUAUCACGUACGGAUGUGAAAAAUUUCAUCAAUAUAUCUAUGGUCAAAAGAUAGAAGUUGAAACAGAUCACAAGCCACUUAUUCCAUUGUUUGUUAAGUCAUUGGCAGAUUAUCCUCUACGCAUUCAAAGAUUACUAAUCAGAAUACAGAGAUAUGAUCUCAAAGUGUCAUAUACACCUGGAAAAUACAUGUUCACUGCUGAUACACUGUCACGAGCAGUAGAUCCAAAAGCAGAAUUGAAUGUUGAAACUGAAGAAGAUAUCAGAGUCUAUGUAUAUAUGAUAAUACAAGCAAUGCCAGUAACAUCAAACAAAAGACAAGAAAUUGUUGAAGAGACCAAAAAAGAUGUAGAGCUUCAAGAGUUACUAGCCACCAUCAGAAAUGGUUGGCCAGAAAGUAAGCAACAAUGUCCAGCAAGAAUAAAACAGUACUGGAACAUUAGAAGUGAACUCUCUGAAGCAGAUGGAAUCAUCUUCAAAGGUUCUAAAAUAGUAGUUCCAAAUUCCAUGAGACGAUACAUACUAAACCAAGUACACGAAGGUCACUUAGGCAUUGAGAAAUGUAAGAAACGUGCUAGGGAAGUAAUCUAUUGGCCAAGAAUCAAUACAGACAUAUCUGAAAUGGUCCAAAAUUGUACUUCAUGCCUUAUGUACAAACCAAAACAACAGGCUGAAAGCCUAUAUCCUCAUGCCGUGCCCGAUCGUCCAUGGGAAAAAGUUGCCGUAGAUCUAUUCACUUUGAACAAAAGAGAAUAUAUGGUCGUCGUCGACUACUACUCACAAUACAUUGAAGUAUGUACUAUGACUUCAACUACAAGCAAGGCCGUGAUUAAUCACAUGAAAGCAAUAUUUGCUCGUCAUGGUACACCAUGCGAACUGAUUUUGGAUAAUGGUCCUCAAUUUGCAAGUCAAGAAUUCAAAAGCUUUGCAAAAGAAUGGGAUUUUCACCAUACCACAUCAAGUCCACAUUAUCCACAAUCAAAUGGCCUCGCAGAAAAUGCUGUGAAGAUUGUCAAAAAUCUCAUACUGAAGUCACUGCACAGUGGACAAGAUAUCCACAGAGCUUUACAAGUCUAUCGAAGUUCACCAAUAGCAUGCGGAAAAUCUCCAGCAGAACUUCUGUACAAUCGUCAGAUUAGGUCAAACCUUCCCAUGCUUGAUACAUUGCUCAAUAACCAACAGAUUGAUACUAAAUCUGUGAGGGGAAGAAAGGAUGAGCAGAAGGUGAAGCAAAAAGAGCGAUUCGAAAAACAUGCUCGAGACGUGCCAAAGCUAAAACCUGGAGAUCAUGUGAUACUCCAAGACAUGAAAACUAAUACCUGGUCACAACGUGGUAUCAUAAAGUCUGUCAAUAAUCAUAACAGAUCAUACCAAAUUGAAACAGCUACAGGCGAGAUACGUCGCAGAAACAGACGUCACCUCAGGCCAGAUCCGAGACACCAAGCCGAGUCUAUUCCACUACCAACACAGGAUGACUUCGAGCUAGAUGACAGCACAGAAGCGGAACCAGCAUCUGAUGUUCGCGCAUCUUCAUCAUCAUCCCGAACAACCAGAAGCGGACGAGUCGUUAA
Lytechinus pictus (painted urchin) is the source of this 4213-nucleotide messenger RNA. RefSeq lists its product as uncharacterized. Lineage: Eukaryota; Metazoa; Echinodermata; Echinoidea; Temnopleuroida; Toxopneustidae. The coding region runs from base 438 to 2432 and encodes 664 amino acids. The record is from RefSeq and is a predicted model, not a curated record. The transcript has a single exon.